UCACCACCCCACAGACGUCUCCGUGCCCUCAGAUUAUUCGACACCCCUCAUACCCCAAAAUCUUUACUCGAGAAAGCUCAACGACAGAAAUACAGACAGAUCAAAUCUGAAAGAAAAUCAAAUCGAGUUGUAGAAAAAGUUGAAGCCAAUGUCAAUCCAUUUACCCCAGUUAAUAACCGAGUUCCCAUCGGUGGAAAAAGAAAUAGGACAGACAUGAUCAAAUCUGUUUUAGAUGAUUCUACUGAUGAAGAUGAUGACCUUCCUACAUCCAAGAAAAUUGCCCUGCAUGAAAUCAACACCUCCAGAUAUAAUGAAGAAUUCUAUGAAAUGUGUAAAUUAGGUGAUGGUGAAUAUGGUUCUGUACAUAAAUGUGUUCAUAGACUCGACGGCUGUAUCUACGCAAUUAAAAAAUCAAAAACUCCAGUUGCUGGCAGUGUUUAUGAACGAAAUGCCAUGAAUGAAGUUUAUGCCCAUGCAGUCCUUGGUAAACACGCCCACGUUGUACGAUAUUACUCAGCCUGGGCUGAAGAUGAUCACAUGUAUAUACAGAAUGAAUAUUGUAAUGGAGGAAGUUUGGCUGAAAUAGUAGAAGAUAACAAGAGAACUGGGGGUCAAAUCAUGGAAUCAGAAUUAAAGCAGAUUUUAUAUCAGGUUGCCCUUGGUGUUAAAUAUAUCCACUCACAGAAUCUAGCACAUUUAGAUAUUAAACCAGGAAAUAUUUUCAUCCAUCGUAACCCUCGACUACUCGCCUCUCCCGAAUCUGGCGUAGAAUCGUGUGAAGAUGAAGAAGAAGAAUGUGAAGAAGCCGUUACAUAUAAAAUCGGUGAUCUAGGUCAUGUGACUUCACUAGGUAAUCCUGUCGUAGAAGAAGGUGAUUGCCGAUAUUUACCUCGUGAAUUAUUGAAUGAGGAUUAUGAUUUAUUGAGCAAGUCAGAUAUUUUCUCUCUGGCUCUGUCAAUCUAUGAAGCAGCCUCCAACCAGAAUUUACCCAAGAAUGGUGAAGAUUGGCAUUUAAUUCGAGAUGGUUAUCUCCCUUCUCUACCAGGUUAUUCUACACAGUUUCACUCUUUACUCAAGUCUAUGAUUCAUCCUGACCCUAAAGAACGACCCUCAGCACUUGCCCUGGUUCAACACCCAUAUCUCUGCCCACAAUUAAAGAAAACUAAAGCCCAACUCCGAAAAGAAUUAAAUGAAGAAAGAUUCAAAAAUCAGAUUUUGUCAAGAAAAUUAAUCGAAGCUACACAGUUUCGUGUAGAAUCCACCCCAAUUUCCCGACCUACCAAUUUAGUACGACCUUUCAACCUAACGCCAGCCUCGGCACCGACUUCUGUGGAAACAGACUCUCGUUCACGAAGAAUAGUGGGUAGUAAGAUGAAACGCAGUGUUAGUUUGUCU
Lottia gigantea (owl limpet) is the source of this 1395-nucleotide messenger RNA. RefSeq lists its product as hypothetical. NCBI's taxonomy places the organism in Eukaryota, Metazoa, Mollusca, Gastropoda, Lottiidae. The record is from RefSeq and is a predicted model, not a curated record. Gene Ontology annotation, molecular function: ATP binding; magnesium ion binding; non-membrane spanning protein tyrosine kinase activity. The transcript is spliced from 8 exons. The annotation marks the transcript as partial. Gene Ontology annotation, cellular component: nucleus. Gene Ontology annotation, biological process: mitotic cell cycle; protein phosphorylation.